CUGCCUCUCAGUCUCUCGCUCUCUCCAUCCGCGAAGGAGGAGCCGCAGUGAAGUGAAGGGGAGCCUUGUCCUUCUGCGCGGAGAGAGAGAGGGAGGGCGAGAUGGCCGCGGAGGAGGGCGAGCCAAAGGCCGGCAGCAGCCACUAGCAGUCCCCCCCUCCUCCCUUCUCCGCGUCCUCUCGGCCGCCAUGUGGGGGAGGCUGCUCUCCGAGCUCGGGCAGAACGGCGACUACCGAGCAGGCCCAGAAUAUUCCUCAUCGGGAUGGUUGCCUGGUCCUGAUCCACUGUGGCAAGCCACAACUGCUCCAUCAAGCGGUCGGAGUAGUCACAUCAGGAGGCACAGCAUAGCUUCUGACAGUGGGGACACUGGCAUCGGGACCUCUUGCUCUGAUAGUGUGGAAGAUCAUUCCACCUCAAGUGGUACCUCCUCGUUUAAGCCCAGCCGCUCCCUGGUCUCAAUUCCCACUGCCCAUGUGAUGCCGACUAAUGCCAGUGCUUCACUUUCCAAACAUCGGGAACUUCUCAAGACUGAUUGUUCAAAAUGGAGCACAAGCCUUUUGAGGUCUGCUGGAAGUAGGCAUCAGGGCAUUUUGGACAGCUCUCUUGACAUGAAGGACUUGAGGCCUGUAAGAAAAUGGUCAUCUUUGUCUAAGCUCAAUCCGUCUAUGAGCUGUAGCCAGGAUGGGGGCAUUUACACAGCAGAGUGCAGGGUCAGCAUGGAGAAAAUGGGAAGAGACAAGACUGUGUCACCACCAUUAAGAACAAAUGGGACAAGCUGCUUGCACAGUAGUAUGGAAGUUCUCAAAACUGAAGACAGAGAAACAGGGAAGAUGAGAACUUCUACCCUGGACUGCAAAUACAAAUUUGAAAGUUGCAGCAAAGAAGACUUGGGAGUUCCUGAUCCCUCAAACAGGAGACAUGCCUUAGACAUGACCUAUAGUGCCUUACCUGAAAGCAAGCCUGUUAUAUCAAACUGUGAGGCUUUCCAUCCUGGAUAUAUAACUUUGGGGGCACAGGCUGUGAGCGGACUUCCCAUUCAGCCCUCUGAGAGGACUCAGCGGUGGCUUACAGAACAAUUUCAUACAAACCCACCAGAGCCUAGGUCUUCUGAGGAGUCAUACAGUUUACCUUCUUGGCAGUUACAGCAGCUUGAAGAAUUUAGAACGGGAAGUGAGCAUCAUGUUCAGGUUCUGAGUGGAUCAUCUCGUCAGAGUUAUUCAGCAGCAAACUUUCAGGAUUACAAUAACUGGGAGUCCCUGAUGAAAAUCAAAGAAGGGUUGUUAAGGCAAAAAGAGCUUGUGAUUGAUCGGCAGAACCAGCAAAUUAAUCUUUUGUAUCAGAAAAUAAGGGAAAAUGAACUACGGGCCCAGCAAGCAAGACUGGGGCAUAUUGUGAAUUGUGAAGACUCUUACAUGAGUACUUUCCAGCCUCAGUAUGAGAACACAGCAAUGCAGCCUUCAUUUUCAGAGAGAUCUCCAACCCACUGUGAAAGGGAAGAGCUGGAACGAAAGCUUGCAGUAGUACAAAAUAAGGAGCUACAACUCAGUGAAUUUCUGAAACAAAUGGCAAACAAGGCUAAUGAGGAAAAGAAGAAGAUGGAAGAGAAGCUCAAAACCAGAGACAGGUACAUAAGCAGCCUGAAAAAGAAAUGCCAGAAAGAGUCAGAACAGAAUAAAGAGAAACAAAGAAGAAUUGAAACCCUUGAAAAGUACUUGGCUGACCUGCCAACGCUGGAUGAUGUUGAAAGUCAAAGUAAACAGCUUCAGGUUCUUGAAGAAAAGAACAAGCAGUUGAAAGGUACUGUGGCUGAGUUGGAAAGCGAGCUUGAAGAGUGUAAGACACAAAAUCAAGAAAAAGAAUUGCAGCUGGUCUGUCAGAAGCAAAAAGAAAAGGAAUUGGUAACUGCAGUACAGAGCCUGCAGCAGAAAGUAGAAAAAUGCCUGGAAGAUGGUGUCCGCCUUCCUAUUCUAGACACAAAACAGCUUCAGAGUGAAAAUGAAAGCCUCAAAGAGAAAAAUGACAAAGCUAGCAAGGUCAUAGACAAUCAACAGAACCAGAUUGCUCAGAUGACUUUAGAGAUCCAGUCUUUGCAGGAAAAGGUUUUGCAAGAAAAACUGACAGUUCAGAAGCAGAAAAAUGAACUUGAAGAUAAGGAUAAGAGUACACAGCACUUACAAAAGACUGUGAUUGAGAACCAAAGAUUAAUGGAAGAAAAUGCUUCUUUGAGGGAACAAAUUCAUCAGAUGGAACAGUCCCAGCAACCGCUGCCUGAGAAGCUGCCUAUGGCUGAUCAGUUGUUCAAGGAAAUGUCUCAUUGUUUGUUUGACUUGAAAGCACUUUGCAGUAUUCUUACUCAUAGAGCUCAGGGCAAGGAGCCUAACAUGUCCUUAUUGCUGGGAAUCAGAUCAAUGAAUUGCUCAACUGAAGAUGAGAACUACCACAGUACAGAAACGCUGUCAAAGAAACUCUCAGAAGUGUGUCAGUUACGAAAGGAUAUUGAUGAAUUGAGGACUAUAAUAUCAGAGUGUUAUGCUCAGGAUAUGGGAGAAAAUUGCAUUACUCAAUGAUAAAGGUUGGCCUCACAGCAACAAUGGCCAAGUUAUUAAAUGCUGCUCUGGAUUUAGUUCCUUGUGUUUCUUUUAAGAAGCCAUACUGGAAGACACACCGUUUCAAGCAUGUGCGCUUAAUUCACAUGGAUCAAGUAAUCAUCAGUUGAAGACAAGAAUAUAUACUGAAAUCUGGUUUCAUCAAAACUACUGAAUGUUGGUCAAAGCUGUGAAGAAUGUCUGUUGACAAAAACUGGGUUUUGUUUCCUCAAUUAAGGAUGUAAAAAUAAUGAUAUACAUAUGAUUUUCUGGCAUAGAAACUGGAGUGUUAGAGGAGGGCACUCUUGCUACUACUGUACCAUUUUCCGUAUUCCAAGUAUUUUUCCGUAUUCAGCCAAGCUUAGGGGUUCUGUGGGAAAUUGGUUCCAGGACGCCUUGUGGAUACCACAAAAUGUGUUAUAUAUAAAGGGACAAGAAGGGAAUUCGAGCACACCUCAAAGGCAGCUGCUCGCACAUGUGCAAACCUCAUCCUCCCAACCCUGCCUCCAUCGUUGUUGCACCCCAAAGGGCACCCGCAGCCUCCCCUCCUUUCUCCCCUGGCCUGCCUCAGUCUCUUCUUUGCCCUCAGUAUGAGAGUCCCAGAAGUGAGGCUACCAUCCGGGAUAGGGAAGAGAUGAAACAUUUUGCAAAAACAGAAUGAACACUAUUUUAAAAAAAUAUUAUAAUAUUCUAUUACUAUUACUAUUUGUAUAGUUAAUCUUCCAUUGGUUGAAUCUGCAGAUCCACAGCCUGGAAAUAUAUGGAGGGCCCACUGUACACAGUUAUCAUUAAGAAACUGAUUGGAGGAAAUAUUGGAAGUCCUUUACUACCUGAUGGCAUUGAAACUAAAAACAGUUUUAUGGAGCAAGAAUUGAGAUAGAUGGCUUUGAUAUGUUAAGAAAAAGUCCCUUACUGCGUUGGUUCCUCAGUUUGUUAAACUUAUUUAGCACUUGAUGGUGAGUUAUCAACAACUUGGGGUGAGCUGAAAAUAAACUCCCAUAUUUCGGAUAAAACAUAAGGCUUUUGGGGAAUUUAAAUAUCCUCCCUUAUACCCUCUAAAUAUUCUGUAUUAGUUUGAAAAUAUUAGUUUGGUAACAUAUUUCUGUUCUGAGUGAAAGCAAGCUAGAUUAAAACAAACAAAAGUACAUCAGUGAAGUACAAGAGACUGUAGCAUGUUGGUAAUCAGUACCAAAUUAUUCUACAAUUUCAGUUUGUUUGGGGUUCACCCUAUUCUUUGGGAAGACCCCAUAAAGUAUCAGUAAAAUAGUUCCUGGUGGAUAGUCAUAGCAGGAAUGCUCCAGAAUUAGGAUGGAAACUAGAGAAGUAAUUUCCAUGGGGAAAUGGAUAUAGCAAGGGAAAUUAUCAAUGGGUUGAGCCAUGUGUGCUUAGAGUUCUACUUCAGACCUACCCACUCAGUGUGGGAAGGUUGGGAAUGGAGGUCUGUAGCCGCCGUGGUUCAUUUCAAGGUUUAUGUCAUUUGAUAUUUGGGUUUAUGUUAUUUGAUAUUUGGCUUCCUUAAAGUAUGCCCAUCUUCUCUGUUAAGACAAACAUGAUAUCACUUUAUUCUAACAGUCAUUUGAGAUAGAAUACUUCCUUGAAAGAGGGAAAAAAGAAGAACAUGCAUUUUGCUUAUUUGUAGUUACAUUUAGCCACAGGGUGUGGAGACUAUAAGAUUGGUCUUGCCAACAGUCAUUAUUUAAACAAAAGCUUGUAUUACAUAUAUUUUCAGUUUCUUAUGUCACUAUUUCUGUUUAAUACAUUUUUAAAAGGGUCAAUGUUACAUUGAUCUUUCCUCCUAAACUUUUGUGUGGCUUUUGUUGUACCAUCAUUUGUAUAUGUUUGUAAUUAUUUUUUCAAAAAUCUAUUUUGGAUAUUCUUAAAAUAUUGUAUUUAUUUAAAUUGUUGUUUCUUGUUAUGCUCUUCUGCUUUCUGUCUGUGGAAAUAAUUUAACAUUGAUCUUUACUACUGCUCAAUAUUUUCAAUGGCACAUUUGUAGGUAUUACCUUCAAACCGUUAGGUGAACAUGAAGCAAGUUCCAUCUUAACAUUAUAAUGCAAAUGACUGGAAUUUAAAAUACUAAGACUGCAAUCUCAAAUAUAAUGAAGUCUAAAUGAGUGUUGUUUCCAUUUAGAAUUUAAGUAGUUUCCAGAUGAGUGGUCAGGAAUAGUUUUUACUGAUUUACUUUUAUAUCAACAGACAGCUAACAGUGAGUGAAAGCUCUUCAACCUGAAAAUAAUUUUUGUUUUUCUCUGAUUCUGUGGUGACAUACAUUAAGCAUUACAACUUCAAUGCAGAACUAAGAAAAUAUUCUAUUGAUUUAAAAUAGACCAAGUUUAUUUAAACUAGUUUUGGAGCAAAGGGUAGUUUUAAUAUGUUACGAAGACAGAAGUUUUAUUUGGCCCCAUACAUAAGGUUAGACUGUGGGGGAAUUCAUUAGGCCCUUUUGUUUUUCUACUACUACCUUAAUUUUAUAUGGAAAAUAAUCUGAUCAAAAUUAGAAUACUGAAAAUUUACUGAGCACUUAGGAAUCAGGCCAUAUCAAUUUUUGUCCACAAAGUAUUUAGAGACAAAAGUGUUGAAUAGGUAGAACAUUUAACAUCUCUCUCUCUCUCUCUCUCUCUCUCUUGCAUCAGCUGCUUUCAUUGAAGGGUAGCAUUUGGGGUGCUUUUUUUAAAAAAAAAAUCCCAAAUAUGCAAGGCUCUAGUAGGCAAUACCAUAAUAUCCAGACCCAUGAAGCAAAUAAGAUUUGCUACAUUAUGACAUGAAGAUAAAUCAUAAUGAAAGCAAUAAUUUUCACCUUAUUUUUCAAAUCUAGUUGGAAAGUUAACAGAAUGAAAGAACCCAGUGAGGGAGGGGUCUUAUUCUGUGUCUGAAACGCACUCUGUAAUGAAUAGUGUCAUUAGUCUUCUCUUGAAUUUCUUUGAUGUCCUACUCAGAUACUAUCAAAUUUAUUUUAGUUUAAAUAUCCCCAGUGCAGAAGUUGCUAAUGGUCCCGAACAGUUGCUUGAUAUUAUCAGAGUUGAAAGCACCUGUCUUCUCUCUGAAGCUAGACUCAUAGUUCCCAUGUAAAGGAAGGAAGGCCAUGAAACCAUUUGCUCAUAUCUAUGGUUUCAAGAACCUAGAAAGAACCUAGAAUCCAAAUAUAAAGCCCCCCCCCCCACUUAUUGACGACUGAUUCUGUCUCAGUCAAGUGAAGUCAGUGAAGGAAGAUGAUAGCCAAAGACAGAAAUGGCAUGAGCAAAAGCUAAGUAAGCCAUAAAGGCACCGUAUUAUUAUAUAUUAGGAUUAUCUUCUUAAAGAGGGUAUUCUGUUUAAAUAACUAAAUAACUUGUCAGUUUACAAUGGCCUUUAAAUGGUUUAAUAUUUAUGCUAAGAAGUGCAUGAGUAUUUUCAGUUACUAUAUGUGUGUAUGGUCCCAUUCAACCCAUUUUAUGAGGAAAGGUUGACUAAUAUUAGCUUUUAAAGAAAUGUGGUUAACAAUGGUCAUUACUUGGUAGACUGAUUUAGUCAUGACAACUUAUUUUGCCAUCCAUGUAAAAGACAAUCCCAAGGGCUGGAAAAUAUAUAUUACUAAGGAAUUGAAAUGUCUGUUAGCAAGCAUGAACAAAUUUAUACUAGUAGUGUGCAUAUUCCAGGUUGUCUUUCUAUAAUUCUGUAGUUGAAGUUUUACAGUAACUACUGUAAUGCAAGAAUGUAUUUUAGAAGGGAGCUUGGAAAGUCAUUUUAGAUGACUAAAUCUAUUUAUAUGCAAUGUAAUAUGUGUAGUGUCAUACAUAUAUCUAGGAGAGUUUCAGGUUAGUUGUGCAAACUUGACUCUGCAGCUUGAUUGAGCCUCCCGGCUACAGUCUGAGGGACCCUCAUUUGGAAGUUAAACCGAAAUAUUUAAGCCCAGAUCAAGAUUUCCCAAAUGAAUGAGUUUUGGGUUGGCUAUUAAACUGACAUUUUAGAUAUGUAGGUUUAAAAGCACAGUUGUUCUGUAUUAUUAUUUUUAAGUAGGUUGCCAUACUCACUGGCCCCGGCUACAAUUUUUUUAAGAACUGAAAACAUUUGCUAUGUCAACCAAAGUUUUUUUUUUAAUCUCUUCUGCUGAGUUUUAAUUUUUACUUUCCUGGAAGAAUGGAGAGAGAUUAUUUCUUGCCAGAUACCAGAAUGAGAGAAGUGUGAGGUAAAGUGUGUUUUAAUUUUCACUUUCCCAAAACAUAAGGGUGAGUCUUAGAAAACCAAAUUUGGCAUUCAGUCAUGUUUCUGUAAACUACUUUUCAACCUAGGGAUAGAUAAUGCUACAUGAUCAAUUUGACACAGUAUUCAAAAUAUGGAUGCUUUUCCACUCAAAAGUUGAAGAAAAGCAUUGCUCUUUUACAAAAAGGCCAUGCAUAUUUUAAAAAUUGCUGAAAAGAAUCUGUAAAUCUGUUAAUUUCACUUCUCCAUACCUCUGUGCCUUUUAUUUUUGCUUAUGGCUUAAAUAAUAAUCUCUCCUUUAUAAAAAGCCAUGAGAGUAUCUCAAAUUGUUGCACUUUGCUUAGAGAAGUUUUUAGCUUGUAAGUCUGGGAAAAACAACUUUCAUAUAUAGAAAUAUUUUCAAAAUACUGUGGGUUAACCUUUGGAAAGGUAGUCUGGUCUUUCUUUACCAGCGUUUAUGUAUAUGGGGAAAAGGUGCAGGAAGUUCAAUCAGAAUGUAUUAAUUUUGUAUAUAUUAGGUAUAUGAUAAUCAGUGGCAAAAGCAAAGGAAAGGGGGGCUAUCUUUGAAAAAGCACAGUAAGCUUGUAUUGGAUCAGUCUCCUAAGACUGGUAGUUUUUCAACAUUGGGUUCAGUUUUUGAACCAUCUAGAAUACCUCAUGUGUACAUUGAGUUGUCAUGACUUAAUCAAAAUACAUUCAGUGUUAUUGUUUUUUAGUUUUUAAAGGGCCACUGGCUGGUUCUUCUCUUCAGGCCUGUUAUUCUUGCCUCUUUUUGUAAUUUUUUAAAAGUAGUGUUUACAGCUAGAAUUUUGAAUGCCAAAGUUCUAUUUAUUAAAUGAUAAAGUUUUCAUUGUUAAUUACUAGUAUUUUUCCACUCUGUUUGUUUGAUGUUUGGAUUUAUAUCUACAGAACAAAAAUAAAUUUUGUUACAAAAGCUA
This is a messenger RNA of Anolis sagrei ordinatus, 7701 nucleotides long. RefSeq names its product centrosomal protein 85 like (gene CEP85L). Lineage: Eukaryota; Metazoa; Chordata; Lepidosauria; Squamata; Anolidae. Gene Ontology annotation, cellular component: centrosome. The record is from RefSeq and is a predicted model, not a curated record.